Messenger RNA from Rhizophagus irregularis DAOM 181602=DAOM 197198, 173 nucleotides. The record is from RefSeq and is a predicted model, not a curated record. NCBI's taxonomy places the organism in Eukaryota, Fungi, Glomeromycota, Glomeromycetes, Glomerales, Glomeraceae.
AUAAAAAAUGAUUAAUGUUAGAUCACGUGAUAUGGAACAUAUUUUAUUUUUCUAUUUUUCUAGAAGAAUAAAACCAGGCAGUAACAACUUUUUAAACACGUUUUCGUUCAUCAUUCUUUUGAGAAAAAAAUUAAAUAAUAAAUGUUUACAUAAACAAAAAUUUUCCCAAGGAA